AUGGGGGACGCCCCCCACCCCCCCAGGGAGCCCCCCCCCACCACCGGGGGUCCCAUUCUGGGGGGGGUGGGGGGAUCCCUGGGUCCCCCCCCGAACUCCUGGGUCCCCUUUGGGGGGGGGGCGGGGGGGGCAGGGGGGUGUCCGUCCACGGGAGGAGCUGCCUUUCCCGCCCCACCGCCAGGGGGCGCUGCGGGCCGCGCGGCGCCGCUCUAUUGCUCCCAGCUCUAUGGUUCCCCCGCGAGACACGAGCCCCGCCUCCUCCCCGGCGCCAGCCAAUGGCGCGGGGCGCCGCGCGCAUGCGCGGACCCGGAGGCGGGGUAUCGCGCAUGCGCCCCGUGCCCCGCCCCACGUGUCUGUCUCGAGCCGCGGCAGCAGCAGGCAUGGCCCCCCCCGAGACCCCCCCCCCCGCUGCUCUUCCUCCCGCCCCCCCCCCGCCGACGCCCCCGCCAGCCGGGUGCUGAUCGUGGCCCGUUACGGCCCGCGGCCCCCCCGCAUCGAGCGCCUGGAGACGGGGGGGGCCCUGCCGGGGGGGCUGCGGCCCGGCGCCCCCCUGCCCGCCCUGCGCACCCCCGGGGGGGCCUUCCUCGCCGGCGCCGGCCCCGCCGCGCUCUUCCUCAGCCCCCCGCGCUGCUGGGGGGGGCCCCCCCCGAGGCCGCCCUGGUGCGGCAGUGGGUGGCCUUCGCCGAGGGGGAGCUGGGGCCGGCGGCCGCGCUGCUGCUGGGGGGGCCCCCCGAGGGGCGGGACCGUGCGGGGGAGGAGCUGCGGCGGGGGCUGGGCGCCCUCGAGACCCACCUGCGGGGCCGCACCUUCCUGGUGGGGGAGGGGGUCACCCUGGCCGACGUCACCGUCACCUGCGCCCUGCUGGCGCCCUUCCAGAGGGUGCUGGACCCCCCCGCCCGCGCCCCCUUCCCCAGCGUCACCCGCUGGUUCCUGACCUGCGUCAGCCAGCCCCAGUUCCGCGCCGUGCUGGGCGCCGUGGGGCUCUGCGGGGACGGGGUGGCUGCCCCACGGCUGGAGCUGGAGCCCCCGGGGCAGGACGCUGUGGGGCAGGCCGCCAUGGGGCAGGAUGCCAUGGGGCAGGACGCCGUGGGGCAGGACGCCGCCCCCCCAGCCAAGAGCGCGGCGCAGCUGAAGAAGGAGGCGAAAAAAAGGGAGAAACUGGAGAAAUUCCAGCAGAAACUGGAAAAAAACCGCGAGCAGCAGGCGAAGGCGAAGGCCCCGCGGAAGGAGCGCCGGGAGCCCGGGGUGCUGCGCUACGACCUGCCCACCCCCCCCGGGGAGAAGAAGGACGUCUCGGGGCCGCUGCCCGAGUCCUACAGCCCGGCCUACGUGGAGGCGGCCUGGUACAGCUGGUGGGAGCGCCAGGGCUUCUUCCGGCCCGAGUACGGGCGCGGCAGCGUGGCGGAGCCAACCCCCCGCGGGGUGUUCGCCAUGUGCCUCCCCCCCCCCAACGUCACGGGCUCCCUGCACCUGGGCCACGCCCUCACCUGCGCCAUCCAGGACAGCCUGGCCCGAGGCAGCGCAAUGCGGGGGGCGACGACGCUGUGGGCGCCGGGCUGCGACCACGCCGGCAUCGCCACGCAGGUGGUGGUCGAGCGGCGGCUCUGGCGGCAGCGGGGGCUGACGCGGCACCAGCUGGGCCGCGACGCCUUCCUGCGGGAGGUCUGGCGCUGGAAGGAGGAGAAGGGCGACCGCAUCUACCAGCAGCUGCGGCGCUUGGGGGCCUCCCUCGACUGGGACCGGGCCUGCUUCACCAUGGACCCUAGCAUGUCCCGGGCCGUGCGCGAGGCCUUCGUGCGGCUGCACGAGGGGGGGCUCAUUUACCGCAGCACCCGCCUGGUGCACUGGUCCUGCGCCCUCAAGUCGGCCAUCUCCGACAUCGAGGUGGACAAGAAGGAGCUGGGGGGGCCGGACGCUGCUCGGGUGCCGGGGUACGAGACCCCCAUCGAGUUCGGGGUCCUGGUGGCCUUCGCCUACCCCCUGGAGGGGGGACGGUGGGGGCAAGAGGUCGUCGUGGCGACCACCCGCCUGGAGACGAUGCUGGGGGACGUGGCCGUGGCCGUGCACCCCGAGGACCCCCGCUACCAGCACCUGCGGGGGCGCCGGGUGCGGCACCCCUUCACGGGGCGGAGCCUCCCCAUCCUGCACGACGCCUUCGUCGACCCCAAUUUCGGCACCGGCGCGGUAAAGGUCACCCCCGCCCACGACGCCACCGACUUCGAGGUCGGGCGUCGCCACGGGCUGCCCUGCCCCAGCAUCAUCGGCGACGACGGGCGGCUGCUCAACGUGCCCCGCCCCUUCCUGGGGCUGCCGCGGUUCGGGAGGCGCGCGGCCGUGCUGGAGGCGCUGCGGGAGCGGGGGCUCUUCCGGGGCGUCACCGAGAACCCCAUGGUGGUGCCCAUCUGCAGCCGCUCGAAGGACGUGGUGGAGCCGCUGCUGAAGCCGCAGUGGUACGCGUGCCAGGGGCUGGCGCGGGGGGCGGCCGACGCCGUGCGCAGGGGGGAGCUGCGCCUGCACCCCCCCGGCCACGCCCGCACCUGGUUCCAGUGGAUGGACAACCGCAGGGACUGGUGCAUCUCGCGGCAGCUCUGGUGGGGCCAUCGCAUCCCCGCCUACUUCGUCACCAUCGACGACCCCAACGUCCCCCCCGGGGAGGACGGCGACGACCGGUACUGGGUGAGCGGCCGCAGCGAGGAGGAGGCGCGGGAAAAAGCGGCCCGAAAGUUCGGGGUGGCCCCAGAGCGCGUCAGCCUGCGCCAAGACGAGGACGUCCUGGACACCUGGUUUUCCUCCG
Phalacrocorax carbo (great cormorant) is the source of this 2794-nucleotide messenger RNA. Lineage: Eukaryota; Metazoa; Chordata; Aves; Suliformes; Phalacrocoracidae. The record is from RefSeq and is a predicted model, not a curated record.